AUGACGAGCGCUGUCCCGAGUACAACGACGUCCGCCUACAAUCCAGCGCCUACACCUGCCCAAGGCGCUCUUGAAUCUGCAGGCGCGGGAAUCACUGGAGGAUAUACGGGCGACUCCCUCUCACUAAAAAUUAUUAUUGCUUUCCUGCUCGGUCUUUCACUAUACAAUGCUCUGGAACUCAUCGUCAUUGUCUUUGUCACAUUUCAGCGCUUUCGAGGCUGGUACUUUUGGUCCAUGAUUGUUAGCGCGUUUGGGAUCAUACCAUAUUCACUUGGAUUCCUGAUCAAGUUCUUCCAAUUGCUGGAUCCUGGACGUGAUGAGGGGUAUGUUGCUGUGGUCCUGUUGACUAUUGGAUGGUACACAAUGGUUACAGGACAAUCAGUUGUCCUUUGGUCACGCUUGCACCUACUCACGAAUUCUCGUCGCGUCCUUCGCUGGACUCUCUAUAUGAUUAUCAUCAACGGCUGUAUUCUACACUCAACGACCACUGUCCUCACUUUCGGCUCGAACUCAAACACCCUUACUCGUACUACGCUGCAACGUUUUGUCAGCGGAUACACAAUCAUGGAAAAGAUUCAGAUGAUUGGGUUCUUCUUACAGGAGACCAUCCUCUCCAUCAUAUACAUCAAGGAGACAGUGCGGUUGUUGAAGCUAUCUGAAUCCAUACAAGACGAUGUGCAAAGCAUCGACAACGCAUCUGGAAAUGGCCAUCUCAAGAAUGCAAUGGUGCGAAAAACUAUGUAUCAGCUCCUGGUUAUCAAUAUCAUUAUUAUAUCCAUGGACUUGGCUCUACUUGGCGUGGCAUUUGCCAGUCUGUAUCUGAUUGAAACGACACUGAAGGGCGUUGUGUACUCCAUCAAACUCAAACUUGAGUUCGCCGUUUUGGGUAAACUUGUCCAGCUUGUACGUGAUCGAACAGAGUCAGAUCAAAGCCGGAUUCCUCAGAGCGUCCAGGAUCAAAGGGCAACAUCCACCCCACUCACGCUUGAAAAGACAAAUUCUGUUCGUACUGGACGGAAUAGUGGCAGCGGACGCCUGCAUAUGGGACGGCUUAGUUAUGACUUUGGCAAUCAGUACUUGCCAGACUUCGUGGAUCCACGAAAGGUCAGCGCUGACAUAAGUCGUGCAGAAUCGGUCCAUGGAAAUGAUGGAUGGGAGACCCGCCUGCGUGAAGAUCGGGAGCGGUGGAGGCGGCGGACCAGAGUGAACCACGGAAGCUGGAUCGAUGAAGAGAUGGACAGAUACAAUAUCAGCUGA
Plenodomus lingam JN3 is the source of this 1257-nucleotide messenger RNA. RefSeq lists its product as uncharacterized. NCBI's taxonomy places the organism in Eukaryota, Fungi, Ascomycota, Dothideomycetes, Pleosporales, Leptosphaeriaceae. The record is from RefSeq and is a predicted model, not a curated record.